CAUGACACUAUCUCUUCGCAGGUUAAAUAUCUGGUCAAACUCAAAACUGAACCAGAUUUCGAUCGAGUUGGAGGUAAUUUUCUACGCAACAAGUUAAAAAAAAAAGAUGGUUUACACGGCCAAAAAGUGGAUCUACGCGCGUGCCUUCGACGGCGAACCCAAGCUGGACGAUUUCCGCCUCGAAGAGGAAGUCAUGCCCGAGCUUCAGGAUGGAGAAUUCCUCGCCGAAGCCGAGAUUCUCAGCGUCGAUCCGUACAUGCGGAUCUACAUUCUGUCCUACCCGGUGGGUUCCGUCAUGAUCGGAGGGCAGGUGGCGCGCGUUCUGGAGAGUCGAAACGCGGGCUUUCCCGUGGGGGCGCACGUGUUUGGCCAGUUUGGUUGGCGCACGGUGUCGAUUUGUGAUCCGAGGGGGAUCACCGUGAGGAAGCCGUACGUGUUGCCGGAUUUUGGGGCGGGUGUUCCGCGAUCGGUGGGAAUUGGGGCUUGCGGAACGGUGGGGAAUUCGGCGUAUUUUGGAUUUUUGGAGAUUUGCAGGCCGAAGGAGGGGGAGACGGUUGUGGUGAGUGGGGCGGCCGGGGCCGUUGGGAGUCUUGUUGGGCAGAUCGGGAAGAUUAAGGGAUGUAGGGUGGUUGGGAUCGCCGGGACGGAUGAGAAGUGUGCGUGGUUGAGGGAGCUGGGGUUUGACGAGGCGAUCAACUAUAAAACGGCGGAUAUUGAGGCUGAGCUGGGGGUGGCGGCGCCGGAAGGGGUGGACUGCUACUUUGACAACGUUGGAGGGAAGAUAUCGGAAAUUGUGAGGAAGCAGAUGCGGUCACGUGGCAGGAUUGCUGUUUGCGGGACGAUUUCGAUGUACAAUGGGAGUCCGACGCAGGUCGCGGAUCCGCAGCGGGAUUUCGUGUGGAAGGAACUGGUCCAGGAGGGGUUCAGCGUGCACCGUUGGACGGAUCGAUGGCUCGAAGGGAUCGGGCAGAACUUGAAGUGGAUCCAGGAGGGCAAGUUGAAGUACAGGGAAACUGUGACGGAGGGUUUUGAGAACAUGCCGAAGGCGUUUAUCGAGAUGAUGAAGGGUGGAAAUAUUGGGAAGGCCAUUGUGAAGGUUUGAUUCAUGAUUUUUUUCAUUUUUAAACGAAAUAAACAAACUUUAAAAAAUGA
Molecule: messenger RNA, 1152 nt
Organism: Culex pipiens pallens (northern house mosquito)
Lineage: Eukaryota; Metazoa; Arthropoda; Insecta; Diptera; Culicidae
Product: prostaglandin reductase 1-like
Exons: 2
Coding region: 107-1102 (331 amino acids)
Biological process (GO): prostaglandin metabolic process
Cellular component (GO): cytoplasm
Molecular function (GO): 15-oxoprostaglandin 13-reductase [NAD(P)+] activity; 2-alkenal reductase [NAD(P)H] activity
Source: RefSeq, a predicted model, not a curated record